UUCGAGCCCCCCCUUCGCGGAAUUCGAUCUGCCGAUUUGGUCUCGCUCGAUGGGGAAGCUGUAGCAACCAGUAGCUGUGCUCGAUUCGUUGAAAUUCGUUUGGGGUUUGGGUUUUGAUGGCCGAUGCCGCGACGCCGUGGGGAUUCGCUUGUCCUGAUUCAGGGGUUUGGGUUUUGGUGAUUUUUUUCGGUGAAUUUGAAGUUGGGGGAUGGUGAUUCAGUUGGGAAUAGUAUGGGGGAGGGGGGGGGGGUUCGGUGCUUCGGGGGCUUUCUGGAUUCGGAUGCUUGCGAUCCUUGCUUGUUCCCUUCCUUGGCUCUGCUUUUGUUUUGUUUUGUUUUGUUUUUCUCCGCUUGGAUAACUUGGGUUGUUUUGGUUUCUCUACUUCGUUUGUUUUUGCCGCAAUCGUGCCAUGUUCGCCGAAGGGAGCGUGUAAUUUCGAGCUAAAACUCUCAGUUGACACGGAAGAUCGUGGGUUUCUAGUGCGCAGGGGCGAUCUGGGUGUUUAUCUGGUAAAAGGGGGCAACUUUUGCGUAUGCAAAAGAACAUUCACAGAAAAAUGUGAUUGAAGAGUAAUAACUGUCUAAGAAGGCAAGAUCUUUGCUCAAAGGCAGCGCCUUUUCAGUGGAUUUGUAGAGAAUUCUAAUUCACUGAACAAGAGCGCUGGUCAAGAUGCCAGCACUGAGGAUGAAGAGGACGUUUGAUGAUGAUAGUUUUGGGAAUGAGUUCAGCGCCAAGUCCGUGAAAUCCAUGAAAAUUUCGCAUUUUCAUGACAGUAAGUUAGAGCAGUCAGCUGUGUUGAACUCGUCCAGUAAAGAUGCUCAGGAUGAGCCUGAUCCAACAAUUCAGCUUGCUGACCAGGAUUCUGUGGUAAUGGAAGCAGCUGGCUUGCAUAAUUUGCUUGGAGGAACAUCCAUUGCUGUGCUCAAGGUGCCACAGCAUAAUUUGGAUUUAAUAUCUGAAGUGGUGGUGUCACCAACCUCAGAGGCUGAUUGCUUUGCUAAUUAUGAUAGCAGCAAAUCUCUGUUAAAUGUUGUAAAUUAUGUUGACAAAGAGUUUGCAGAUGAAGAUGAAAAUUCUUCAGCACACAACUUUUGUGUUAAUGAUCACGAAGCAAGCUGGGAUUCAAAUCAGGGUUGCAGCCUGCUGGACAUUUACAGUGCAGAUGAUGCUUUCCCUUUCUUAUUUGAUAAUCCAGCUGAUCUUCUGCCUAGUUAUGCUGGACUAAUUGAUGAAUUUGUACCCAUUGAUGCAUUGAUAAACAUGAGUGGCAGAUGUGGAGUAUUCCCACUUAUUGAGAGUGCGGCAGAAGACAGUAUUGGUAAUAAGCCAUCUGAGGUGGAUAUGUGCUUUAGUAACUCUGAGGUGUUAGAGUGGCUCAAUCCACAUCUAUCCGAAGAGGAUUUACCAGCUCUUAUUGAUUUUUCUGAGUUGAAUUCAAGGGCUGCUUCUGUAUCAAAAGAGCAAGGGACCGGGAAGGUCACUCUUGCACUUGAUUUGGACGAAACCCUUGUCCAUUCGACCAUGGAGCACUGUGAUGAUGCUGAUUUUACUUUUCCUGUGUUCUUUGAUAUGAAAGAGCAUAUGGUAUAUGUGAAAAAGAGACCUCAUGUCCACAUGUUCCUUGAAAAGAUGGCUGAGAUGUUUGAGGUAGUGAUAUUCACAGCCAGUCAAAGCGUUUACGCGGAACAGUUGCUUGAUAUGCUGGAUCCAGAGAAAAAACUUUUCACCAAGCGUUUUUUCCGGGAAUCAUGCGUAUUCACAGACAGCAGCUACUCAAAAGAUCUGACUGUUGUUGGAGUUGACCUCGCAAAGGUUGCCAUAAUUGACAAUACUCCACAGGUUUUCCAGUUGCAAGUGAAUAAUGGUAUACCAAUACAGAGUUGGUAUAACGACCCCUCGGAUGAGGCAUUACCUCAGUUGAUCCCUUUCCUUGAGACCCUUGCUGGUGCGGAUGAUGUCCGACCAAUCAUUGCCAAGAAGUUCGGCAACAGAGUAGAUAGUUGCUGAAGUUUUUGAAUAAGUGGUAGAAUUGUCUUGUUUACUCACAUAGUGGAACAAGAACUCACAUGACGUGUUAACAGGACAAGCUGGGACUUGAUUUUCUCUUUACAGCGAGUUGGUUUCAUAGGAUUAAGAAUUUUGGUGCGGGGCUAUUUCUUAGAAUUGUACAUAUCCUCAAUUUUGUUACGUGAUCUUGUACAUAGAAUGCUGUCGGGAAUGAAACCGAAAGUGAACUUCCUUGCAAA
Messenger RNA from Phragmites australis (common reed), 2246 nucleotides. RefSeq lists its product as uncharacterized. The record is from RefSeq and is a predicted model, not a curated record. The coding region runs from base 670 to 2007 and encodes 445 amino acids. Gene Ontology annotation, molecular function: phosphoprotein phosphatase activity. Lineage: Eukaryota; Viridiplantae; Streptophyta; Magnoliopsida; Poales; Poaceae. The transcript is spliced from 8 exons.